Botrytis deweyae is the source of this 471-nucleotide messenger RNA. RefSeq lists its product as uncharacterized. The transcript has a single exon. The record is from RefSeq and is a predicted model, not a curated record. The coding region runs from base 1 to 471 and encodes 156 amino acids. NCBI's taxonomy places the organism in Eukaryota, Fungi, Ascomycota, Leotiomycetes, Helotiales, Sclerotiniaceae.
AUGUCAUCUUCACAACUCAGGGGUGGCCGGGACACUCAAUGUGCCUUAAAGCCAGAAGAACGAGACCCUGGCUUUUCUUUCCCUCAAUGCCACGAGCAACCUUGGUUCCCCUCACACCAGAAGGCCUCGUGUGAUUUUGUCAAACGUCCACCUCCUAAAGACUCAGCCAGUUAUAGGUCUCCGUUUGUCAGAGAUACCUUUCCUAGUGCUCAUGAAUACCUCGUACAAAAACAGCAAGAACAACAACAAGAACAACAACAACGACAAGUAUCAAAACCAGCACCGCCGUCUCCAACAGUCAGUCUUAUUUCGACAUAUGGACAAACCCCCAUGGGUGAGACGCCUAAUUUGUGGGGGAAAUCGCAUCAUAGUUAUCGAGACCAUCGAGCAGCGAGAAGAGAUUUGGGACCGCCAGUAUGGGCUCAACGCAAGCCAUAUGUUUCUAAACCGGCACCUCAGAAGGUGAAGUGA